AUGUCCCUGAGCAAGCAUUCCCUGCAAGAGGACGAGGUGCGCUCCGUCGCGCCGAGUGCGCCGAGCGUGCGCGCCCCGUCCUCGAGCGCAGGCGUGCCCUACCGCAACAGGGCGUGGACGCAGCUAUGGCUCGUCAGCUUCUGCUGCUUCUGCCUGCCGGGCAUGUACAAUGCUAUCCAGGGGCUGGGCGGCAGCGGACAGCUCGACCCGACCGUCGGCGCGAACAGCAGCGUCGCCCUUCUGUCUGUUGGCGCAGCCACGGGCUUGCUGGUCGGUCAGCCCAUGUAUGACCUUCUCGGAAACCGGUGCAUGGCCCUCGGCGCUUGGACGUAUCCGCUGUACACGGCGAGCCUGCUCGCCUACUCCCACGGGUGUGCCAAGGACGGCGCAUUCGUGAUUGUCUCUGGAGCAGUGCUUGGACUCGGCGCGACGCUGCUCUGGGUCACGCAGGGCGCGGUCAUGCUCAGCUAUCCGCUUGCGGGACAGAAGGGGCGAAGCAUCGCGGGUUUCUGGGUCGUGUUCAACCUUGGCGGAGCGAUCGGAAGCUUCAUCAGCCUGGGACUGAACUACAACCGCCGCCACGCCGGUACAGUCAGCGACGGGACAUAUAUCGCCUUCAUGGUGAUCAUGGUGUUUGGGUGGUGUCUGUCCGCGUUCCUCCUCCCACCCCACCUCGUGAUACGGACCGACGGCAGCCGCGCCGCGCCCCUCCCGGCCUCCCAUGUCUCCCACCCCUCCUCCCUCUCCUCCCUUUCCCCGCCUACAGUGACCUCGCGCCUGCGGCACUGCUACGCCGUCUUCGCCUCGACGGCACGGCGCGAGCUGGCCCAGAUAGCCAAGCUGCGGCACGAGCCGCGUCUCCUCUUCCUCCUCCCGCUCUGCUUCGGGGCAAACUUUUUCUACUCGUACCAGCAAAACAUCGUGAACGGCGGCUCAUUCACGCUGCGCUCUCGAUCCCUCAAUUCAGCGCUGUACUGGGGCGCGCAGAUGCUGGGCGGCGUCCUGAUCGGCUUACUGCUCGACCUGCCACCCGUGUCGCGGCGCGGGCGCGCGCUGCUAGGUUGGUGUGCCGUCUUCAUCCUGGGCAAUGUGGCCAUGGGCGGCGGGCUAGCGUACCAGCGCUGGUUUGAGGCGGAGGCGCACCGCCGGCAGAAGCUGCGCUUCAUCGACUUUUCGGAUGCGCGGACGUUCGCAGGCCCCUGCGUCCUGUACAUAACCUACGGGGCGCUCGACGCGGCCUGGCAGGGGCUCGCGUACUGGCUCCUCGGGGCCAUGUGCGACCGGCCCCGGGACGCGGCAAGGUUCGUCGGCGUGUAUAAAAGCUUGCAGUGCGUCGGCGGCGCGGUCGCGUUCAGACUCACGGCGAGCCAUGUCGCGCCCAUGCGCCAGUUUGCUGCCAACUGGGGCGUCAUCGCUGGCGCACUGUUGUUCGCCCUGCCUGCUGUUUGCAGGAUUACGGAGCCCGAGGACGAGGAAGAGUUCGAGGCGGCUCAGGUGCAGGUCAAUCACGUGUCGGAGCUGGCGCAGGCGCAGGUCGCGCCGCAGACACAGACGCAAGUCGAGCGGAAGGAUGGUCAGUAG
Trichosporon asahii var. asahii CBS 2479 is the source of this 1581-nucleotide messenger RNA. RefSeq lists its product as uncharacterized. The record is from RefSeq and is a predicted model, not a curated record. The transcript is spliced from 2 exons. Bases 1 to 1581 code for a protein of 526 amino acids. NCBI's taxonomy places the organism in Eukaryota, Fungi, Basidiomycota, Tremellomycetes, Trichosporonales, Trichosporonaceae.